CUCUGGCUGGAAGUUUUCACAACAUUUGUUCUUCCGUGCAUUUGUCAAAGAGAGGUAAACCAGAUUCGUCCCCCACAAUCCCUUAUCGGAGGAAAUGUCUACGUUCAGUGGCGAUGAAACAACACUUCGACUUCCUUGGCGUCGCUUCGCUCUAAUCUUCCUCGGUGAUGAAACAACACCUUUUUUUGGCUUCCUCGGCACCGCUUUGGCUCUCGUCUUUUCAUGUUAUCCGGAUCUCGCCAUCUCUUCAGAUUUCAGAUCCGCGAUCAGAUUGAAAGAUGUGGAUCUUUCUUCUAAGCACAAAAUUGGACUCUCAUUCGAUUUGGUAAUGGUGAUUCAGGUCUGGGAGAAGCCUACGGGAUGGCGAAGAGAGCGUGGGAGUGACGUCGAUGGGAGUGAUGAGGCCGGAGCUGGUUAUGAAGUCGAUAGUUCCAGUUAUAAUGGCUGGAGUGCUCGGUAUCUACGACAUGGUUUUGCUGUCAUCAUUAGUACCAGGAUCAAUCCUAAGGCCAAAUUGUACUACCUAUUCGACGGCUACGCUCACCUUUCAUCUGGAUUGGCCUGUGGUCUCGCCGGACACUCUGCUAGCAUAGCCAUCGACAUCGUUGGAGAUGCCGGUGUCAGGUACCACCUUCAGAGGCCCUUCUAGUCGUGGCAGCCGAUGCCAAUUAUUCA
This is a messenger RNA of Linum trigynum, 675 nucleotides long. The record is from the annotation of a GenBank genome assembly. Lineage: Eukaryota; Viridiplantae; Streptophyta; Magnoliopsida; Malpighiales; Linaceae.